AUGGCUAACUACAUGGGCCGCUUAGAGGCCAGCCCACCCCCAAAACUUCUUUCGAACUCCGCUAUAUCAAGUGACAAGCACGCACUCGGGCAGCCAUUUAUCAUAGAUGUCAAGACUGCAAACCAAUAUGCGUUCAAUCGACGGUCAAAGAAUGAACACCCCCAGAAACUCCAGCAGAAACUCCAAAUUUCUCAACCCUCACAAAGCCACUCCAGUCUCACACAGUCAAAGGACUACUCCCCCCCCCAGAAGCCCCACAAGUACCACAACUUAGAUUCAGAUGGGUCUGCUUCCUCCGAGGAAUCACUUCAAGCUCCUGCUGUCCUAUCAGGACAGGUCGGGCCACUCCGUGCCCAAAAGAGACUUACACGGCCUACAUAUGGACCUUACAGGCGGAGUGCGCUCUCUGUCAAAGAUGAACGCAAGUUCACGAAGUUGCUUAGUAGACCUUACUGUGGCAACUCUAGUGAUACCGAAGACGGUACCAUGGAUCAACAAGUAUUUUCGCGUGGCUUGGAACGCUUUGAUCAAGAUGGAGUUCGCUACGUGAUCGCAUACAAAGAAGCUGCCCGUGAAACUCAACGGGCUCGUUUUGCUGUGUCCCAGUGGGAGAUGGAGGAGGCCUCACAGCUGAGACGCCUUCGCCAAUACAUUCAUGCGAGGGAGAGAGAACUUCUUCAUGCGAAAACCGAAGAAGUCGAAUCAUUUAUGAACAUGCUGGUUGAUCGGGACGAUAAUCAAGUCACUGCUGACCUUGAUUAUCUUGUCACGUCCCGCGAAUCCGAGCGUAUCGCAUUGGACGACCUUGACAAAGAUCUAGACACUCUCACAGACCAUGCCUUUCGCACCGGCAUUCCGAAGCUGUUAUCAGCUGAUUUUAGCGAGGAUCGAUCCGAAUUCGACGACACGGGUGAUCACGAACACGAGGCCAAUGGAGGUUAA
Suillus fuscotomentosus is the source of this 942-nucleotide messenger RNA. RefSeq lists its product as uncharacterized. The record is from RefSeq and is a predicted model, not a curated record. The coding region runs from base 1 to 942 and encodes 313 amino acids. The transcript is spliced from 5 exons. NCBI's taxonomy places the organism in Eukaryota, Fungi, Basidiomycota, Agaricomycetes, Boletales, Suillaceae.